CAUAUAUAGAUUUAUAGAGUGAUUGAAAUCAACUCAAUGCUGUCCCAUGAACAAAAAGAAUAUAUAUAUAUUUAUACAUACACAUAUCACCAUCUCUCUGUCUCUCUCUGUAUUUGUGUUGAAUUGAAUAAAUGCUGAUUAAGCCCCGUAGCCUUCGCUCAUUACUCCGUUUAUUCCUCCAUUGAACAACAACAACAACAGAGAUUCAUCACAAACUCAUCCUCUCACACUACAAGUGGAUAUACUCUUAAUCCUCUCCACCUAUUAAGCAAAAAAUUAUCCUCAUGCCUAAUCUCUCUCUCUCUCUCUCUAGAUAAAUCAUAAGAGAGAAAUUCAUUGUCAUCUCUUUCUCUCUCUCUCUCUCUCUUCCAAAUCAAAACAACCACGUUGUUUUGACUAAAUGGGUAUCCUCACUUUUAGCUCUCUCUCAUCAAUUCAAUCCAUAUAGUUUCUCAAACGCACACAUACACCCUCCAUUUUUUUUAACUCUUCCUUCACACACUUUCUCAUCUAACUACUCCUACUACUACUAAAUGGACGACUAUCUAAGAGAAAUACAAGGCAAAACAGCCCAUGAUCCUCACUCCACCACCAAAACAAGCAGUUCUCCCAGAUGGGUUUUCGUCCCGGGACCCAUCAUCGUCGGUGCUGGUCCCUCCGGCCUGGCUGCCGCAGCCUGCCUGAAAGUAAGAGGUGUUCCAAGCACAGUACUAGAGAGAUCAAACUGCAUAGCUUCUCUGUGGCAGCUCAAGACCUACGAUCGUCUUCGCCUCCACUUGCCGAAGCAAUUCUGUGAAUUGCCACUCAUGCCUUUCCCUGAAAACUUCCCAACUUACCCUACAAAACAACAGUUUGUGGAGUACUUGGAAGCUUAUGCUGAGAAAUUUGAUAUUACGCCAGUGUUUGGAGAGGCAGUGGAGAGAGCGGAGUUCGAUGAGAGUUUAGGGUUUUGGAGAGUGAGGAGUAGUGAGGGGAGAGGGUAUGUGUGCCGGUGGUUGGUGGUGGCGACCGGAGAGAAUGCGGAGGCGGUGGUGCCGGAGAUUGAAGGGAGGAGGGAGUUUUUGGGGCCUAUUUUGCAUACAAGUUUGUAUAAGAGUGGUGAGGUUUUUAGAGGGAAGAGGGUUUUGGUGGUUGGUUGUGGGAAUUCUGGAAUGGAGGUUUGUUUGGAUCUUUGCAACCAUAAUGCUACGCCUUCCUUGGUGGUCAGAGAAACAGUACACGUCCUACCACGAGAAAUGCUUGGAAAAUCAACUUUUGGGCUGUCCAUGUGGUUGCUCAAGUGGCUGCCCUUGGGCCUCGUCGACCGGCUCCUGUUGAUCGUGUCGCGGCUCCUCCUAGGCAACACUGCCAGGCUCGGCCUCGACCGCCCUCAAGUAGGUCCCCUCCAAUUAAAGAACUUGUCCGGAAAGACACCAGUGUUGGACGUUGGCACGCUUGCUAAGAUCAAAAGUGGAGACAUUAAGGUAUGUCCAGGCAUUCGGCGAUUAACACAUGAUACCGCUGAGUUUGUCAAUGGAAGAAAGGAGAAUUUUGAUGCAAUCAUCUUAGCAACUGGUUAUAAAAGCAAUGUACCCUCUUGGCUAAAGGAGAGAGAUAUGUUCUCGGAGGAAGAUGGUUUACCGCGGAGGCCAUUUCCAAACGGUUGGAAAGGCGAGUCUGGGCUAUACGCUGUAGGGUUCACCAAACGAGGGUUGCUUGGUGCAUCAAUCGAUGCUAAGAGGAUAGCAGAGGACAUUGAACAGUGUUGGAAAGCCAAGGCAAAACAUCUUACUUCCUUUGCGAGCGCUCUCUCCCCCUAAUCAUGCUUUUUUGCAACUUUUGAGUUACAAAAUAUAGAGUUGGUUAAUUUGAAAAAGUCUAUAGUUGAUUUUGGAGGGUUUUUUGGUGGUACCAAUGGCACAAUGCGUUGGUACCAAGGAGUUGCUCCUCCAUUUGAGGAAAAGAAGAAAAGUAGAAAGAGAUUUGUAGGAGUGAAGAGCCCUCUCUUUUCAUUAACACCAAGCCUUGGGAAAUAGGAGAGACUUGCAAAAGAUGAAUGGUGUUUUUCUUAGAGGGGGACCUCAACUUCUAGUAUCCAUUUUGUACAUCUUGUACAUUGCCAUUGCCCUAAUUGUUAGGUAUGCCUUUAGAGAGAGAGAGAGAGAGUUUUUGUAAGGGUGUUUGAAUUUGGUUUGCAAAUUGACAUGAGUGGUUAACCAAGAUUUUACAUGGG
Messenger RNA from Camellia sinensis, 2212 nucleotides. Its product is annotated as indole-3-pyruvate monooxygenase YUCCA6. Gene Ontology annotation, biological process: auxin biosynthetic process. Gene Ontology annotation, molecular function: flavin adenine dinucleotide binding; N,N-dimethylaniline monooxygenase activity; NADP binding. NCBI's taxonomy places the organism in Eukaryota, Viridiplantae, Streptophyta, Magnoliopsida, Ericales, Theaceae. The record is from RefSeq and is a predicted model, not a curated record.